Blepharisma stoltei is the source of this 1509-nucleotide messenger RNA. Lineage: Eukaryota; Ciliophora; Heterotrichea; Heterotrichida; Blepharismidae. The record is from the annotation of a GenBank genome assembly.
AUGAAGUCCACAUCUCAAAGAAAUGAUAAUGUAAAAAUUUAUACCUUUAUUACUCCGAGAAAUUCAAGAAACUUAAGCUUAUUAAUAGAGAAAGACCCAAAUAAAGCAAGACUCCACAAAUACGCUUUAUCCAUUGCAGCAGACAAGAAGUUUACAAUCUUAGACUCGUCACGAAAACGAAAAGACGACAUUUCACUUCCGUAUAUACACAAUAGCCACAGAUCAAAUAUAUCACCCAGAUAUAACAAUGCUACCAAUAAAUCUUUAGCUAGCUCUCCUAAUCAUACACCAGAUAAACUUAACAUCUCUAAAGCAUCAAGAAAAACAUCAAUUUUAAGGCCUGAAGAUUUCCAACCAGUUAGCGAAGAUUUAAAGUUUCCGAUUGCAUCUUCUCAAGCUUUGAAGCGCUACAUGAACUCUUUGACUCCUUAUGAGCAUGGAGAAAUUUUAGAAUACCCCAAAGUCUAUUUCUUGGGUAUAAAUGCGUCAAAAAUAUUUUCAAAUAAAACAGAAAAAAACUACGGAUUUGAUGACGAAAAUUCCAAUUAUAUUUUAAUAACUGGAGAUCAUCUAAACUACAGAUAUGAGAUAUUAGAAAUCAUAGGUGCAGGAAAUUGCAGCCAAGUUUGUAAAUGUUUUGACCACAAGACUAAAGAAAUUGUGGCAAUAAAAGUAGUUAAAAGUAAGCCGAAAAUUUAUAAGCAAGGUGUAGCAGAAGCUAAGAUUCUUCACGCUAUAAAAGACGAAGACGAAAAUGAUGAGUGGAACAUUGUUAGGAUGCAUGAAUUUUUCUUAUUUAGAAAACACAUAUGUAUGGUCAUGGAAAUACUGGAUAUAAGCUUAUAUACUAUGAUAAAGUCCAGCAAAACUAUGGGAUUACCAUUGGGAAUUAUUAAAAGAAUAGCAAAACAGAUAAUAAGAGCAUUGAAAUUGCUGAGAAAAUGCGGAAUUAUCCACUGUGACUUAAAUCCAAAAAAUAUUUUGCUGAAAAUGUACUCAAAAUCAGAAAUAAAGCUCAUAGAUUUCGGAUCAUCAUGUUUUACUUCUGAUAAAAAAUAUAAUAUAAAGCAAGUGAAAUAUUAUCGUGCGCCAGAAGUCAUAUUAGGAUGUUUGCAUUCCUAUCCUAUAGAUAUGUGAUCUCUUGGAUGCAUUUUGGCUGAAUGCUUUGCUGGGGUCCCACUAUUUCCAGGUGAAAAUGAUCAUGAUCAGCUCUCCUGCAUAAUGGAGCUAUUAGGCGUGCCUCCUGAUUCUUUAGUUUCUCAAUCAUCAAUGAAAGAUUCAUAUUUCAAUCUAUUUGGCGAGCCUAUUCUCUACCAAAAAUCAUAUAAUAAGCCUAGAACUCCUGGGAGUGUUUUAUUGAUUGAUAAAAUAAAAACAACUGACUUACGAUUUUUAGAUUUUUUAGAAGGUAAGAAAUAAUUAGAAUGUCUUCGGUAUGAUCCAGACAGUCGACUCACCCCGAGUAAAGCUCUAAAGCACCCUUGAAUAUCUGAAGCUAUAAAAAUUUAA